Messenger RNA from Porites lobata, 2161 nucleotides. The record is from the annotation of a GenBank genome assembly. Lineage: Eukaryota; Metazoa; Cnidaria; Anthozoa; Scleractinia; Poritidae.
CAGCCGCCAUAUGAUAACUACUACAAUAUUUCUAAGGCUGUUUAUCCGUCUGUGGAUGUGCCGUCUUUGCUGAUCAAGAUCACCGUUACCUUCCUACAUGGCAGCGACAAUCUCACUCAUUUAGCCGGAUCGUCCGAAUCUCCCAUCAAUGGUAGUACUUCCAAUAUCUCACAGACAGGGGAAAAUGUGCGCAAAACUACAGAAACGAAGAUCACGACAUACAAGUUCACGUGGAGUGCAUCCUGUUUGUAUGUUAGUGGAGGAAGCAUAAGCUUGGCUUCCAUGAAUGCGUUUUCUUUGUGGGCUAUUUAUCCAAACAGGCGAGAAAGACAGCUACACUUAACAUUGCCACAGUUCUGCAGGGGAUUUUCUGCUGACACCAUGAUCUACUUCCUUUCUACGGUAGGACUUUUAGCCAUUUCAUUAUUAUUGUUAACUUAUCAUCAUCAUCAUCAUCAUCAUCAUCAUUCUCAUCCUCAUCCUCAUCCUCAUCAUCAUCAUCAUCAUCAUCAUCAUCAUCAAGGGCGGGAGGAACAUACUGAGGUGCAAUCAAGGAAGUAGUGAUUCCCCCUUUUGUUUUAACUGAUUUUCUUCUGCAUUUCCCUGAAGUGUUCUCCUGGAGAUGGUGAUAAGAUAUCUUUCCCCUCACCUGACCCCUGUCUAGCUAACUUGCCUUCUCAAAAAGAGCUGAUACAGAUAUAGCUUACACUUCCAAAUUUUUCAGUUCAUAAUUAACAAUUAUUGGAGGAGGUUGAACAAAAUAUCGUUAUUUGUCAGUGGUGAACAGAUGAAUAGACCAUUUUACAUUUACGAGCUUAGUGCCCUAGCCUCUGAGUAACUGUGAGGCUGAGGUUGACCUUUGUUUUGAUACAAACCUCUUUUCUUUUGUUAUGAAAAUUAUGCUAAAAAUACUAGUUAGCAAAAGAACAACUUAGAUUAACAUAAUAAAGGAGGAAGGGUUGUAUCAAAACAAGGUCAACUCCAGCCUCGUUUCCACCUGUAUUGUAACUGUAAAAUGGACUGUUAUUUGCCGAAAACCAAAGGCUGAGGCAAAUAAUUGAUCUGUGAGACACUGACAAAUCAUGAUAUUUUUCGAUAACCAAGUUCAAUAAUAUUGUUUUAUCAUUCAGUGACCAAGUUUGUUUUUUGAUAAAUAUCUUCAGGAAGCUGCCAUUUUCACGAAAGAGCGAUCGCAAAAAGGAGAAAAGGGUGGUUUCUUUCAUGCAUAAGCAGAAUAUUAUGUGCAGCCAAACACAGUAGGAUGACAUAAUUGCACAUGAGCAGACCUUUAUUUGUAGUCAGUUAUUCGCAGGUCACGUGGUGGGCUCUCGGCCAAUGAAAAGGGAGAAAAUUUGCUUUGAAUGAUAAUGUAAAAUAUUGUGCAUUUUCAAAUCAUAAAUUUGUCUCAGUAAAUGCCUUUAAAAAACAAAAAGGUUACUAAAAUAUAAGUGGCACUGGUGUUCUUUGUCUGGGAACAUAGAAUAUUGAGCCUCUCUAUGUGUACCAAUGGAUGUCGUUUUCAUUGCACGGCCAAUCACAAGCAGUUUUCCCAGAUCUGGGUUAUGACAUGUCAUCAGUAAGAAAUUUCUGUUGUUGUUCCUCAGACGUCAUUUCACAAGGAAACUAGUGGUGGGGUCACGUUUACAGCAAACAGCAAACGUAAAUUUGUAUCACAAUGACCUGCUUUACAUGCUUGCUGUUCAUUAUUUCUACCCCACAAUUAGUAGCUUCAUGUUAGUCUUGUUUAUAAUAAUUGUUUUUGGCUGUUUUGAGCUUGUCAUUUUCUGUUUCGUGAAAUUCUCAACUUGAAUCUGAUGUUUGCUGUUUGCCAGAAACAUCACUCAAUCUGUCUAAAUAAUAUCAUUAUGAAAUUCCUUAUUUUUUUAGAAAAAAAAAGGAUAUUGGGGAUAAUAAUAAUAAUAAUAAUAAAUACAUUCUUAUAUGGCGUAUUUACAAAGCUCAAUCUAGUAGGAAAACUGUGGAGGUCAUUGUUUAUUUUUCUCCAUAACAUAUGAUUUUAUGAGCAGACAUUAUCAUGGGCUUUUCCAGUCCCUGCAUUGGCACUCCUGGUGGUUUUGGGCAGGGCGGUGACAUGGGUGGCAGCAGUGCCAAUAUCAGUAGCAGGAUUCUCAUUCCCAGGAUUCUCUUCUAUAGUCUAUAG